Messenger RNA from Varroa destructor (honeybee mite), 1558 nucleotides. It is a transcript of the gene RFeSP, whose product is annotated as Rieske iron-sulfur protein. The record is from RefSeq and is a predicted model, not a curated record. NCBI's taxonomy places the organism in Eukaryota, Metazoa, Arthropoda, Arachnida, Mesostigmata, Varroidae. Gene Ontology annotation, cellular component: membrane. Gene Ontology annotation, molecular function: 2 iron, 2 sulfur cluster binding; quinol-cytochrome-c reductase activity.
CACUACCUUAGGUCAUAGGUGUUGUUCUUCACCGACAAUCGACUACGGGCAGUUAUCGUGUUUUUGGUUGAACCGAAAAUCUAAGAAGAGCUGCGGCGUAAUGAUUUGCGUACGGAAUAAAGCAUCCCAGAUCGGGCAAUAUCUGAAGGCGUCGAGCUCAGCUGUAGCUUCGCAGAGUCGGCCUGUUGUUAAUGUAAUUCCUAAGUCAAAUAAAGACGAAAGGUUCCCAUCCGACCCAGAAGCUGUAACGUCGAAUGCCCUUGCUAAUGUGCUUCCACACCAGGGUCGUACGAUGGUUGUUGCCGGCUCCUUUUCGGCUGGCCAGCAAAUCCGCUUGGCACACACUGAUAUUCAAGUACCCAACUUCGAUGUAUAUCGUGUUAAGUCUCGCCUGAACCCAACCGUUCUAUCGCCCACAACUCAGGAAGGUGCCAAGAUGACGAGUUAUCUUAUUGUAGGUGCAUCUGUCGUGGCAGGCACUUGCGCUGCCAAGGGCCUCGUUACUACGUUCGUGUCCAACCUCAGCGCCUCAGCUGAGGUUCUCGCUCUCGCUAAGAUUGAAAUUAAGCUCUCAGACAUUCCUGAAGGCAAGAAUGCAACGUUCAAAUGGCGAGGUAAGCCACUGUUUAUUCGACAUAGGACCGCCAGUGAAAUCUCACGCGAACGAGCCGUCAAUAUUAGCAUGUUGCGCGACCCACAGAAGGAUGAGGAUCGGGCAACAAGGCCUGAAUGGCUCGUCGUUCUCGGGGUCUGCACCCACCUCGGUUGUGUUCCCAUCGCUAACGCAGGCGACUUCGGGGGAUAUUACUGCCCCUGCCACGGCUCACACUACGACUCGGCUGGACGCAUUCGAAAAGGACCAGCUCCUCUCAACCUUGAAGUGCCGGCUCACGUUUUUGUCGAUGAGAAUACGCUCGUUGUCGGCUAAUUUUUUGCCGAGCGAUAAGAAAACCUGCAGAUGCAGAUAGGAGAGAAACGGGUCAGGUGGAAACUGGCAUAUUCAGGUUUACAGGAAUCUAGGUUGCCAAAAGUGGAUGUACUUUAGACGUAAUAAACGGAAAAAUAAAAAAAAAUAUGAUCAGCUUGUAAAUCGUCGAGUUUUACACGAAAAAUAGUUGACUCCAGUCAUUUGUUUCGCCCAUAGCUACAUAGGGAGAUGCAAGCCUGCUUCUUUUAUACUAAAUAUCAAGUGCAAAACAAAUAAGUACACAAUAUGCCAGUUAUAACGAAGAAAGUAAGGUAACUCACAAAUAUUGCCGAAGAAAAUGCCUGUGUUAUUUAUUGGUUUACGAUUUUUUCGACAUCGAUUAAGAACGAUUAGUCGUUCAGUAGAAAACGAUGACUUAUGUUAGACAUCAAUACGAUGAAAUAAACAGUAAAGAUAAAGGAAUACAGGUGAUAAAUUGAAAUGAAUGACGAUCAUGAGAAAGAAACAUGCUGGCGUCAAGGAAACACUGUUUUUAGGAGCAAAUUUACCUAAUACAUGUUAACGUCCACCACAAAAACGUUAACCAUUAGUUGUAAGAAAAUAAAAAAUCAAUAAAAAAUGCUCUAAUAU